CCAUUCAGCGCUGAGAAAGAGUGAAUGGGGAGUUUGAAGCAAUGCGGUGAAUCCUUAAUCAACAUCUUUCCUUGAGAGGCCAUAUCUUCUAAUUUCUUUGUUUUAUGUGCUUGUAGCCCGAGAUUUUCCAAUCGAUUGCCUUCCGUUCUUGAUUCUAUCUUUCCACAAAUCUUCUAAAACUCAGAUUAAGGAACGUCUCUUGAGAAAGUUUCCAACAACGGUCAAAAAAGAAAACCCGCAGUCAUUAUGUUUCUUUCAUGGUGGAUCACUUUCCCUUUGCUUUUUGGAUGUGCAAUUGGCCAAAUCAAUAUUGAAACCUUGGUUCCAGAAACCUUGGUAACCUUAUCAGCAUCAGAUGACACUCCAACUACAACCGCAAUACAGACUUUGGUUCCCUUACUGGUCGAUACUUCUACAGCACCUAGUUUUCCAUCUACAACAGAGCCCCCAUUUCCGUCUUCUUUGACUCAAACAUUACGUAGUCUUAGUGGAAAUGAUUCUCAAGCUACUUCAACCACUUCUAGCCCAAACAAAAUCCAAACUUCCGUCCCAUCCUUGAGUACUCAAGCCUCUCCAAAAGAAACCGGAUUCGGCACGCCAGAGCAAUUCAGGAUCCAGAUUCUCAACGCCCAGAAUUGGUAUAGAGCUACACAUGGUGCAUUACCUCUUGUUUGGAAUUAUACUCUGGCUAAUUCCAGUUCGGACUGGGUCGCAGGAUGUGUAUGGGAUCUCGAGUCAACUCCUGGUAUAGGAAAAUCAUUUGUAUCUGUUAUACCCACCAGCGUCUUCGGAAUCGUUAACUCCUUGGGAUUGGAACGCCAGUUUUAUCAUUGGUCGGAACCAGGAAUGACGAAUUCUACAAAACAGUUUACGCAGAUGGUGUGGAAGAGCACGACGUCUGUGGGGUGUGCUUGGAAUAACUGUCCACCCGGUUCAUCACCAGACCCGGCUACACCUGGAGUUUCCCUAUUUCUCCUGUGUCAAUACUAUCCCUAAGGCAACCAAGGAACUCCCGGAGACUGGAAGAAUAAUGUAGGAGAGCUAGAGGCUGGGAGUUUAGGAGAAGGUGUCGUUGCUGCUGAUGGUUUUGGACUUAGUAGUUCAACUACUACAUCUACUACCUUCAGCGGAAGAAGUGGAAAUAGCGCAACAAGUACAACAAGCACUCAUUCCACAGCAGCCACUGGAAAAGAUGUUCAAAGUCGGGCGGAUAGGCUAGAUCAGGGUCUGGUUGCCGUGGUUAUCACCUCGGCUUUUGCUAUUGGUUUGGCUGCCUGUUGUCCUUUCAUUUUAGUGCCUCUGUUCUUUUCUGUUUGGUUCGCAAAUACAUAG
Molecule: messenger RNA, 1332 nt
Organism: Botrytis porri
Lineage: Eukaryota; Fungi; Ascomycota; Leotiomycetes; Helotiales; Sclerotiniaceae
Exons: 3
Coding region: 247-996 (249 amino acids)
Source: RefSeq, a predicted model, not a curated record